AAACGCCGGAAGUAGAUCUCUGGCUGUUAUUCAAGGGGCAGCGACGCUCCGGACUGCGGGCGUGUGAGGUACGCAGGCCUCCAGCGGGUUGACAGCGUUCCAGCAAGAUUUUAGGAACAGUUGAGAGGAACUGACGAUGGAUACCCAGAAGGAUGUGCAGCCGCCAAAACAGCAGCCAAUGAUAUAUAUCUGUGGAGAAUGUCAUACAGAAAAUGAAAUAAAAUCCAGGGAUCCAAUCAGAUGUAGAGAAUGCGGAUAUAGAAUAAUGUACAAGAAAAGAACAAAAAGAUUGGUGGUUUUUGAUGCCCGGUGAAAUCCUAAGAAUUCAGAGUAAAAGCUUCACUUUCUUCUGGAUUUCCACAACCAUUUCAAAUUGUAUAGCUUUUGGGUUGUAUGCUUUUCUUUUACGGAUAACACUGUAAUACUCUUCCAUUCUGUAGGUAUAAAUUAUUUUUAAAAUAAAAUUUUCAAAUGUAUUAUCAAAAUA
Messenger RNA from Phascolarctos cinereus (koala), 487 nucleotides. RefSeq names its product RNA polymerase II, I and III subunit K (gene POLR2K). Gene Ontology annotation, molecular function: DNA binding; zinc ion binding. Gene Ontology annotation, biological process: DNA-templated transcription. The record is from RefSeq and is a predicted model, not a curated record. Gene Ontology annotation, cellular component: RNA polymerase I complex; RNA polymerase II, core complex; RNA polymerase III complex. NCBI's taxonomy places the organism in Eukaryota, Metazoa, Chordata, Mammalia, Diprotodontia, Phascolarctidae.